AUGCCGGAGAAAAUCGAAGCCUCUUCAGCGACCCUCAGGGCCACAUAUAAUUCUCCAUCUGGGCCCACGGACUUCCAGCAUGUCAUAAUUGCCCCCACGCCGGACAAUGUGGGAUCUAUCGAUACCCAAGCAAAGAUGAUAUACCUCUCGGAAUUGCGGGCUUCAAGCAAGAUGCUACAAGAGGAGAUUAACCAAUUCCUGACAGAUAAAAUGGAAGAAGACAAAAGGGCGGCUGGGCAAGAGAACACAAGCGAGACAUCAAAGCAAAAGACGAAAGAUGAGCUGGAAGAAGAGAACUAUGGUGAAGAAGCAGAAGACGACACAUGA
Rhinocladiella mackenziei CBS 650.93 is the source of this 327-nucleotide messenger RNA. RefSeq lists its product as uncharacterized. The transcript has a single exon. Bases 1 to 327 code for a protein of 108 amino acids. Lineage: Eukaryota; Fungi; Ascomycota; Eurotiomycetes; Chaetothyriales; Herpotrichiellaceae. The record is from RefSeq and is a predicted model, not a curated record.